CGCCCGGGGCCUGGUCCCCGCUGCGCCCCGCAGGACCCCGGGCGAGAGGAGGCCUGCGUUGGGGCAAGCUGGAGGCCUUGCUCCGAAUCUGGUCGGGACGGGGGCUGGGGCCGGAGCCGGACGCGGCGCGGGCCGGUGUGAGGGCAGGCGCGGGAGUGGCCCAGCCGGUCAGGAGAUGAUAGGUGGAAAUGAAUCCUGUACUGCGGGGCCGAUACCUAUGUCCUACUUAACCUGCCUGACUGACAUUCUGGGAGAAUGGACUGGUGUGGAGCACAUUGAAGAUUAUCUGAGUUACGCUGUCUACCUUACCUGGCUGCUCUUUCCGCUCGUGGUAGUUUUUCUGCUUCCGGGAGUUCUCGUCAUCCUCUUCUACACUUCCAUUCUCUUUCUUCAUAUUUAUAAAAGGAAGAAUGAACUAAAGGAAGCUUAUUCCAAUGAUUUUUGGGAUGGUGCAAAACUAAUGUUGGCGACCCUAUGGGAUGGACAUGGAAGAAUAUGGCACGGUUAUGAGCUUCAUGGUGCUGAAAAUAUUCCUGAAGGACCAGGGCUUAUUGUGUUUUAUCAUGGAGCUACUCCUGUUGACUAUAUCUAUUUCAUGGCUAGACUUCUUAUACAAAGGAAGAGGUACUGCCACGUAGUAGCUGACCAUUUCGUCUUUAGAUUACCAGGUUUUAAAAUAUUACUUGAUGUACAUGGAGUUAUGCAUGGACCAAAAGAAGAAUGUGUCAAUGCUCUGAAGAAGGGCCGCCUGAUAGCCAUUGCCCCGGGUGGAGUUCGGGAAGCACUCUUUAGUGAUGAAAUGUAUACUAUUAUCUGGGGUAAUCGGAAGGGCUUUGCUCAGGUGGCCAUUGAUGGAAAAGUGCCCAUCAUUCCUAUGUUUACACAAAAUGUUCGAGAAGGCGUUAGGACGUUAGGAGGAAUAAAAAUACUUAGGUCACUGUAUGAACGUUAUAGAUUGCCGUUAGUUCCUUUAUACGGUGGGUUUCCAGUCAAGCUUCGUACGUUCAUCGGAGAACCCAUUCUAUACGAACCAAAUACAACUGCUGAGGAACUGACUGAAAAGACAAAAGCAGCAAUCCAAGCUCUGAUAGAAAAACAUCAGAAAAUACCAGGAAAUAUAUUUAGGGCUUUAAUGGAACGAUUUCAAACACAAAAGAAAGAAGAUUAAGGUCUUCUGAAGAAACUACUAUUUGGUUAUAAUGUUCUUAAAAUCCUAUUUUUAAGUUAUUCAUUCUUCUAAUAAUAGGGUUUAAAUACUGUCCUAAUGGUACUGCUGUAUAAUUUAAGAUACAAGACACUCCCCUUGCCCUUCUCACUAUCUGAUAUCAAGCUCAGGAACCCAAACUUCAAAUCAUUCAUAAUGAAGCAAAGCUUAGUUUUUGAUAAAUGCAUUCCUACCUUGAAUGUGAUUUCUUUUGUUUGUUUGGUUGGUUUUGUUCCAAAAAUGACAUUGCAAAUCUUUAUGUACGUGGUAUCUUGUCUGUUUUCUUUUGUUUUCCCUCUACCUAUAGUUGCUCCUUAACCUCAAUGUUAGACCUGCUGUAGAGAUAGUGUCUUACUGUCCUGAUCAUUGUUACUGUUAAGUAGGUUUUGCAGCCCAGAUUAAUGCCCUACAGCAUUUAUGAAUAUUUUGUUUAGGUUGUUACCCUUGUGCUGCCUGCAAACAGUCAGCCUUCUCUGGCCUACAGGAGCUGUAGCUAUGCCUGUAAAACCAACAGUGGAAAGUGUUUAGUUUUACUGAGUGAGCUCAGAAAGAGUUUGGAGGAGUGAAAAUCAGAGAACUGCAGCAUACCAAGGAAAUCAGUUAUAGAAACCACUCUGAUGUUAUGAAUGAGAACCCUACUAGAACACAGUUGCUAUUCUGAGCUGAGCCAUAUUGGAUAUCUGCUGGUGAGUAGAGAGUUGUGCCCUAUUCUCAGUGAAUCUUCAAAUUCUCCUUGGAAAGAAUGAGCCAAGCAUUUAAACUUUCAGAAGUGGAAAUGACAGUACUCUUUAAUGAUGUGAGCUCAUAAAGCUUUAUUGUAAAUGAAAGAAAAAAUUAGUACAACACUCCUUUUAAAAGUAGUAGUUCUUUUGAAAAACAGGAUAGACGUUCCCAAAUAGCCUUUAAAUCUAGUGUAGGUGUCAGCUGUUAAGCAUCUAUAUUCUUCAUAGUUGUCUACGUAAGUUAUUAAAUCAUGGCUGAGACGGAAUUCCUUAAGUGAAAACAAUUGAAUGAGUAAGAAAGAGUUACAUGAGUGGGCUUUUAUGCACUUAUGGUAAAUUACAGAAUAUUUUCUCUGAACUAAAGCCUAUGCUUUUAUUGUCUAAAUAGGAAAUAUUUGAAAUAUAUCUUCUGAUUCCCAGAAAGUUAAAUCUACCUGAAAUGAACAUCUGGGAACUCUUUAGUUUUGACAUGAUACAAAUUCCUUAAGGAAAGGCAAAAAAGGCUUUUGCUAUAUUACAUGGUCCCCUUUCAACACUGGUGGGAUUUCACCUUUUCUUAAACAUUCCAAAUAACCACCAACAACAAAAAAUCCCAACUUUUGAAAUGACGGUUCUAUUCAAUUUAGUAUCCAUCUCUCCCAUCCUUUAAGCACAGGCUUUGCUGUAUACUCUUUAAAUGUGUAAAUUAAUGAUACAGAAAUGCAGGUGGCCGAUGCCCUGUGGUAGAAAAAUAUCACUUUAUUGGAAAGAGUCUAUAAAGUAUGGUUUAUAAAAAGCUUAUUUUGUGAUGUUAUUUUGUAUCAAAACCAUUCUGUGUGGUGGUGCGUUACAUUUUUUUAAGCUAGGGAAAGAAUCACAUUAUAUAAAAGCAAAUAUCCGUUCUGGAGUUUGUAAAUUACUUGGGUUUAAUUUGAAGGCAAGAUUACGUUCUUUUAAAUUUGUCAGAAUGUUACUAAAAAAUAUUAACCCAGUACAUCAUUAAAAGUGAUAAUGCCAAAGUCCCACGUCAGAGCAUAGCUUAAGUGUGACUUUGUCUUUACUGUCCAACUUGAGGAAAAGGCACAUCAGUCUAUAUUGUGAAAAUGACAGAGGCAGCUGAACACAUUUUGUGUCCAGGUUGCAUAUAUAUGUCGAAGAGGACUCAGUCUAAAAGGUUUUGUUAGACAUGGACAGACAUUUGUGAUCUGGGAUUUUGUAUGAUCUACUUUGCUAAACAUACGGGCUAUUUGUGCAGUUUUGUCCCUUUAUUGAAAGAUGGGUAUAAAAAAAGUGAAGGGCAGUAUUGGUACUCUUUUAAGUGUUCAUAUUUGUAUAGGGCUUUCAUAUUUAUUUCUAUAUAUAUGAAAAAAUAUAUAGAAGGCACCUUUCGAAUAAAAUUGGCAACUGGAACUGGGUUCUGAAGUUUUGCAUUGUGUUUGAACUCAAUGGCCUGCCGAACCUUCAGUGUUUUUCAGCAGCACUUCAUACCCUUGAGAAGCUUCUCUUGCCUAGUGUCUGAGUAGGGGUGGAAGGUUCAAAGCCCCAGAAGGAAUGAAUUAAAGGAAAAAUAAUUGAGACAACAGUGAAACUGAGAACAUAAGUCACAUAAACAAUAAGGAAUGAGUUUUAGUAAUUGUAAUCAGGGCUGCAACUGAGGAGACCUCACCGGGCACUGCAAUACCACUUCAGCUGCAUUUGAGAUUCCACAACAGAAAGUGUCAUGGAUACUGAGUAGUAAAAGGUUUAUUUAUACAUAUUUGGUGUGUGAAUAAUUACCUGGUCUAUUUCCUUGAGAAAGGAGGCUGACCUGGAGAGAGACUUACAAGUAAGGCUGCAGACCAGGCUUCCUUUUAGCUCAUUUGGUCUACUGUACGUCAUGCGGGAGUGUUUAAAGUCAAUGUCGCAGCAUUAGACUAGGCUGCUGAUUGCCUGGUCGGCCUUUGGGUACGCUGAAGACAUUCCAUGUUUCUCUAUGCAACCAGCAUAACCAUGGCAUAUGUUUUUAGGUUGUUUGGAAGUAGAAAUAGACAAACUGCUGUACUGGCAGGUUAUUUGUCACUGCCUCUCAGCAAGACCCACAUCUUGUACUGGCCGAUUUAAUGUCCUGUUGUGUAAUGGCAGAUCUCAGUCCGAACAUCUAUUAUUAGGAUGCUUUCCUGUGAAACUAAUCACUGCAAAUGCAAGGCAGCGCAGUUAGUCAGCAUUGUCAACGCAAUUGUGUGGUUCAUCCGGUAUUGGGUUUGCUGUACAAGUAUACCAUUAUGUUGCUUCAUCCUAUUAGCCCAUAGAGAAAGGUGCAGCUCUGGUGACACUUAAUCUGUUAUCUUUACAGUGCUUAAUCCUUGUUAAACCCGUCAUAGACACUUGACUGCCUUUUUUUUGGUGUUCUUUUUGCGCCAAGACAUUAUGCUACCAGAAGUAAACAUGGAUGUGCAGAAAAAUGCCACGUUGAGUGUAAUAGCACGGCAAAUACAUGCUAAGUAAGAUAAUCCCCCAAAACAUGUCUGCUGAGACUUCAUGAGACAACCUGAUGUCGCUUACUUUCUUAGUUCUGUUCACUUUAUGUCUAUGAGAGUCCUUGCCAGCAACAAAAAUGGUGUGUUUCUAGAACAUGGAUCAAUGAUGCUAAUGCCUUUUUGUGUAUUUUUUUUCCAGAACUAUACCAAAUGAAUGGUAGUCUCAACACAAAUGACUGUGGUCAUCAUGGGUUAUUUGCAGCAUUUGUUUGUCUGUUUUUUUUCCCCCCAC
Colius striatus (speckled mousebird) is the source of this 4653-nucleotide messenger RNA. RefSeq names its product transmembrane protein 68. Gene Ontology annotation, molecular function: acyltransferase activity. The transcript has 7 exons. The coding region runs from base 176 to 1168 and encodes 330 amino acids. The record is from RefSeq and is a predicted model, not a curated record. Gene Ontology annotation, cellular component: membrane. NCBI's taxonomy places the organism in Eukaryota, Metazoa, Chordata, Aves, Coliiformes, Coliidae.